CGGAUGCGCCUGGGCGGCGGUGGUUGCCAGGGCGACAGGCGCUUCCAAGAGGUUCUGGUACUCGCGACUGGAGACUUAGAAAAAGGUUUCCUUUGGCGGGCCUGGACGGCUGGGGUCGUCUUCUCGGGGUUCCCAGGAUGUUCUUUUACCUGAGCAAGAAAGUCGCCAUUCCCGAUAACGUAAAGCUGAAAUGUGUAUCUUGGAACAAGGACCAAGGAUUCAUAGCAUGUGGUGGUGAAGACGGAUUACUGAAAGUUUUGAAAUUAGAGACACAGACAGAUGAUGCAAAAUUGAGAGGUCUUGCAGUCCCUAGUAACCUUUCUAUGAAUCAGAAUCUAGAAGGUCAUAGUGGUUCGGUUCAAGUUGUAACAUGGAAUGAACAAUAUCAGAAGUUGACUACCAGUGAUCAAAAUGGGCUUAUCAUUGUUUGGAUGUUAUAUAAAGGCUCUUGGUACGAGGAGAUGAUCAACAACAGAAAUAAAUCAGUGGUUCGAAGUAUGAGCUGGAAUGCUGACGGACAGAAGAUCUGCAUUGUGUAUGAAGACGGGGCUGUGAUAGUUGGUUCGGUGGAUGGGAAUCGCAUUUGGGGAAAAGACUUGAAGGGUGUACAGUUAUGCCAUGUAGCAUGGUCUGCAGAUAGUAAGAUCCUACUUUUUGGAAUGACAAGUGGAGAAAUACACAUUUAUGAUAAUCAAGGGAAUUUUAUAAUGAAAAUGAAACUGAACUGUUUGGUGAACGUCACCGGAGCAAUCAGUAUUGCUGGAAUUCACUGGUACCAUGGCCAAGAAGGCUAUGUGGAGCCAGACUGCCCCUGCCUUGCUAUUUGUUUUGACAAUGGGAGGUGCCAAAUCAUGAGACAUGAGAAUGACCAGAAUCCCGUUUUAAUUGAUACUGGCAUGUUUGUAGUAAGUAUCCAGUGGAACCACACUGGCAGCGUGUUGGCUGUGGCAGGCUCCCAGAAGGUUGUCACUCAGGAUAAAGAUGUAAACACUGUGCAGUUUUACACUCCAUUUGGUGAGCAUUUGGGUACUUUGAAGGUUCCUGGAAAGCAGAUGUCUGCACUAUCUUGGGAAGGAGGAGGACUGAAAAUUGCACUAGCCGUUGAUUCUUUUAUAUAUUUUGCAAACAUUCGACCUGAUUAUAAGUGGGGUUAUUGCUCCAAUACUGUAGUAUAUGCUUAUACCAGACCUGAUCGUCCCGAGUAUUGUGUUAUCUUUUGGGAUACAAAAAACAAUGAGAAAUAUGUUAAAUAUGUGAAGAGUCUCAUUUCUAUUACUACCUGUGGAGAUUUCUGCAUUUUGGCUACGAAAGCUGAUGAAAAUCAUCCUCAGGAGGAGAACGAGAUGGAAACAUUUGGUGCAAUGUUUGUGCUAGUUCUUUGUAAUUCUAUUGGCACACCUUUGGAUCCCAAAUAUAUUGAUAUUGUACCAUUAUUUGUUGCAAUGACCAAAACCCAUGUGAUAGCAGCUUCAAAAGAAGCAUUUUAUACCUGGCAAUAUCGUGUGGCAAAGAAGCUCACAGCAUUGGAAAUUAAUCAGAUCACGCGGUCUCGGAAAGAAGGGAGAGAAAGAAUUUAUCAUGUGGAUGAUACUCCUUCUGGAUCAGUGGAUGGGGUGCUUGACUAUAGUAAAGCCAUUCAAGGCACCCGGGAUCCAAUUUGUGCCAUAACUGCAUCUGAUAAGACACUGAUCGUGGGUCGUGAAUCUGGCACCAUUCAGAGAUACAGUCUUCCUAAUGUUGGUUUGAUUCAAAAGUAUUCCCUUAACUGUCGAGCCUACCAGUUAUCCUUGAAUUGCAAUUCUAGUCGUCUUGCUAUCAUAGAUAUCUCAGGAGUUCUAACUUUCUUUGACUUGGACGCUCGGGUAACAGACAGCACAGGACAGCAGGUCAUUGGCGAGUUGUUAAACUUGGAGCGUAAAGAUGUCUGGGAUAUGAAGUGGGCCAAGGAUAAUCCAGAUUUGUUUGCGAUGAUGGAGAAGACAAGAAUGUAUGUUUUCAGAAACUUGGAUCCUGAGGAGCCCAUUCAGACUUCUGGAUAUAUUUGUAUCUUUGAGGAUUUAGAAAUUAAAUCUGUUCUUUUGGAUGAGAUAUUGAAGAAUCCAGAACACCCAAACAAGGAUUAUAUAAUUAACUUUGAGAUCCGGUCCUUGCGAGAUAGUCGAGCAUUGAUUGAGAAAGUUGGAAUUGAAGAUGCAUCUCAAUUCAUUGAGGACAAUCCACACCCCCGACUUUGGCGCCUACUGGCUGAAGCAGCUCUUCAGAAACUAGAUCUGCACACGGCAGAGCAAGCGUUUGUGCGCUGCAAAGAUUACCAAGGCAUUAAGUUCGUGAAGCGCCUGGGCAAUCUACAGAGUGAGUCCAUGAAGCAGGCCGAAGUUGCUGCCUACUUCGGCAGGUUUGAAGAGGCAGAAAGAAUGUAUCUUGAUAUGGACAGAAGAGAUCUUGCUAUCGGCCUCCGGCUGAAAUUGGGAGAUUGGUUUAGAGUACUCCAGCUCUUGAAAACUGGAUCUGGUGAUGCAGAUGACAGUCUUCUUGAACAAGCCCACAAUGCCAUCGGAGACUACUUCGCUGAUCGGCAAAAGUGGUUGAAUGCUGUACAAUAUUAUGUACAAGGCCGGAACCAGGAACGCUUAGCUGAAUGCUAUUAUAUGUUGGAAGAUUAUGAGGGAUUGGAGAAUCUUGCCAGUUCACUUCCAGAAAACCACAAGUUGCUUCCAGAAAUAGCACAAAUGUUUGUGAGGGUUGGAAUGUGUGACCAAGCAGUGACCGCAUUUUUGAAAUGUAAUCAGCCAAAGGCAGCAGUAGAUACCUGUGUACAUCUCAACCAAUGGAACAAAGCUGUUGAGUUGGCUAAAAAUCACAGUAUGAAAGAAAUUGGAUCCCUGUUAGCGAGGUAUGCAUCUCAUUUAUUGGAAAAGAAUAAAACUCUUGAUGCCAUAGAACUCUAUCGGAAAGCCAAUUACUUUUAUGAUGCUGCUAAACUGAUGUUUAAGAUUGCAGAUGAAGAGGCAAAGAAAAGAACCAAACCUUUACGUGUCAAGAAGCUGUACGUACUGUCCGCUUUGCUUAUUGAGCAGUACCAUGAGCAAGUGAGAAAUGCCCAGAGAGGAAAAGUGAAAGGAAAGAGCUCAGAGGCCACAUCUGCUUUGGCUGGUUUGCUGGAAGAGGAAGUUCUGUCUACAACUAGUCGCUUCACAGAUAAUGCUUGGAGAGGGGCUGAGGCUUACCACUUCUUCACACUUGCCCAGAGGCAGCUCUAUGAGGGAUAUGUUGACACUGCAUUGAAGACAGCUCUUCACCUGAGAGACUAUGAAGACAUCAUCCCUGCCGUCGAGAUCUACUCUCUGUUAGCACUCUGUGCGUGUGCCGGUAGAGCUUUUGGUACUUGUUCAAAAGCUUUUAUUAAACUUGAAUCUUUAGAGACCCUCAGUUCAGAGCAGAAACAGCAAUAUGAAGAUCUUGCUUUGGAAAUCUUCACCAAACAUACUCCAAAAGAUAAUAGAAAAUCUGAAUUGGACAGCCUUCUUGAAGGAGGGGAAGGGAAAUUGCCAACAUGUGUUGCCACAGGAAGCCCAAUCACAGAAUAUCAGUUCUGGGUGUGCAAUGUGUGCAAGCACUGUGUUCUGGCUCAGGAAAUCAGUAACUACAACUUCUGUCCCUUAUGCCAUAGUUCAGUGGGAUGAAGAAAUGACAGAUUGUAUCUAACUGUAACAUACAUGUAGCAUGUAUACAUAGCUCUAAGUGGAUAUAUAAUAAAACUGACUUUCAUACAUUUUAUAUAAAAAUCAGCACCAUUAUUUCAUAGUUGUAUAUUUACACAGUUACAAAUUAUGUGUAUAACAUCUAUAUUAUAUAUACAUAUAUGUAUUAUGUAUACAUACAAUUUUGUGUAAAAAUACAACUAUGAAAUAAUCAUGCUGAUUUUCAUAUAAAAUGUAUGGAAAUCAGCCUUAUUUCCUACCUGCCUAUAUCUAUCUGUCUAUAAAUUAUGGUUACAUAAUACUAUGAAAAAAUUCCAAAUAAGAAAUUUUUCUCACAGUUUCAAGGUUACUAAUUCAUUAAGAAACCUUGGCAGGGGGCAGGUGGGGGAAGCAUGGGAGUGGGGCAAAGUUGAAUUUAGAGAGUUGACAUAACCUGUAUUAGAAGAAUGUUAAACAAUUGUGAUACUAAAAUUAGCUCUAUUGCUAGCUGUAUUUAAUUAAAUAAGUAUUGAAUGUCUUCUGUAUUUUAUUUUCAGAAAUGAGAAGACACUUAAAGAUAUUUUUUAUAAUUUGAAUUGUUUCUAAUAGCCUUAUUUUUUUAUAUAGUUUUUCCUUUUUUAUCUACCCUUUUAGCCUCACCUGAAAGAUGGCAUUUGGCAUUACUCUUUAUAUUGUGCAGAAAAAUUGGCUGUAUUUAUAAUGAUAUAAAUUUAUACAAAAACAUCCAUUUUAUAGUUAUAGUUUUAUUUGAAACAUUGUCUCCAAGCAGGGCCCUUCAUUUAAACAGCUCUGGGGCUGUGGGCAAUGAUCCUUUCUUAAUAAUGUGUCUGUUUUAUCAUUAAUUUAAAAAGAAAAACUUGCAAGCAUUACAAUGGGUAAUUGCUUACCUGUUUUAUAUAGCUAGAAGUGUUCUCCACUUCUUUCUCAUGAAUUUAUGUCCUUUCAUUUUGUGGCUGCAGGCCAGACUCUAGCACUGUUUCAUCACAGUUAUUUGCUCAAGUUUGGCUGAUGUUUAGUAGAGGCAAUAAAUAAAGAGAAAUAUGCCACGCUACUAUUGCAGCUAUAAUACUUAGGUUAGUUACCACAAUGUCUGAAAACAACCAUUAUACCUUGUAGACCUAGUUAUCACAUAUGUCUACAUGUGUAUACAUACAUAUAUACAUACAUGUGUAAACACAUACAUAUAUAUAGAGAGAGAGACAUAUCUUUUCUACUAUUGUAAAAUCUUAUGCCUGUUUGGGAUUUAUAUCUCGGAAAGUUUUAGUGAUCUUCCAUAAUGUCUUAAGGACCUUUGUUUUGGAUAAAAAUAGUACUAGAGACUAAAGACCCACAGUAUGAACUGACUUAAUUUGGUUUAUUCAGCAUGAAGGAAAUUUAAGAAUAACAACACCAAAAAACUCUCCCCUGAUGAAAGGAGCAAAGAGAAGCAAAAUUGUCUAUGUGUAACAAGUACUUGGAGAGAAGUUGGACAGAAUGAAGCAUAUAAUGAAAACAGUAUAAUGAAGCAGUUAUGUUGUUUCUCUUCCUGUAAUAAGCAUGUACUGACUCCAUUUAAUUAAUGCUGAGUUGUUCUUUAUCAUAAAACUUGGCCUGAAUUAUGUGAGGUUUCAAAGUAUAAUUGUAUUACAUUUCAAAGUUUGAAAAUACUUUGGUGGGCCAAAGUAUUGAGAUGAUGGGACCAACUGAUAAAAUUUAUGGUGAUAAGCAAUGUGCUUAACAAGCAACAAAGAUUGUUGACCUGCUAUCAUGCCACAAAUGCUAAUUUUAUUACACAUGUUUUUUUGUUUUCGUUUUUUUUGCUAAAUACACUUUGAAAUGAUCUUUUUGUAUUCCAAGAGCUGAGAUUUUAGGUUUUACAUGGCAUUAAAAAAAAAAAAGGAAAGACUAAA
This is a messenger RNA of Herpailurus yagouaroundi (jaguarundi), 5590 nucleotides long. RefSeq names its product WD repeat domain 35 (gene WDR35). The coding region runs from base 138 to 3683 and encodes 1181 amino acids. Lineage: Eukaryota; Metazoa; Chordata; Mammalia; Carnivora; Felidae. The transcript has 28 exons. Gene Ontology annotation, cellular component: non-motile cilium; intraciliary transport particle A. The record is from RefSeq and is a predicted model, not a curated record. Gene Ontology annotation, biological process: protein localization to cilium; intraciliary retrograde transport; non-motile cilium assembly. Gene Ontology annotation, molecular function: protein binding.